Dovyalis caffra is the source of this 1671-nucleotide messenger RNA. NCBI's taxonomy places the organism in Eukaryota, Viridiplantae, Streptophyta, Magnoliopsida, Malpighiales, Salicaceae. The record is from the annotation of a GenBank genome assembly.
AUGGAGCAGGGAAAAUGGGGAAAGACGGAGAGAAUGAAGUGCAAGCGAGAAGUAGAGAGAAGGAAAGGGCAUAUCCCGUUUCGUGUUCACAUUGGGAGGAGUCAAGCUAAAGCCAAGUGGCUCGACGAAAACCCGAAAGCGAAUCAAACUAUGGCCAAUGAAGAAGAAGCAGCAGCAGCAGCAAAACUCGAAGGAUUCCUUCAAUGGCUCGAGGUUAACAAAGUUGAACUAAGAGGGUGCAACGUCAAAUAUUGUGGUAAAAGUAAAGGGUUUGGUGUCUUUUCAUAUAAUGAUGUCUCUGAUGGUGUUCUACUUGUUGUUCCACUAGAUCUAGCAAUAACUCCCAUGAGAGUGUUGCAAGAUCCUCUUAUUGGACCUGAGUGUAGAGCUAUGUUUGAAGAAGAAGUUGAUGACAGGUUUUUGAUGAUUCUAUUCCUAAUGUUGGAACGCCUUCGAAAGAAUUCAUCUUGGAAACCGUACCUCGACAUGCUUCCCACCACCUUUGGAAAUCCACUCUGGUUUACUGAUGAUGAGCUUUUGGAGUUGAAGGGGACAACACUGUAUCGAGCAACUGAAUUACAGGCACUUCUUAUGUCAGGAUCCAAGGUUCAUGGAGUUGAUGGCCAAGUAAAUGGAGUUCCUUCUACACCGAUUCAAGGGGAGACUGUCUGGGUGGAGGGCCUUGUUCCUGGCAUUGAUUUUUGCAACCAUGAUCUGAAGGCAGUGGCAACAUGGGAGGUUGACGGAACAGGAUUGACUACUGGAGUUCCUCACUCCAUGUACCUUCUUUCUGCGAUACCUUGUUGUUCUCAUGACAUUUUUGCCCAUCCCACUCGGAAAGCUGAACAAACUCCCAUUGAAACUAAGAAAGAGAUUACCAUCAGCUAUGGCAACAAGGGAAAUGAGGAGUUACUGUACCUUUAUGGAUUUGUCAUUGAUAAUAAUCCAGAUGAAUAUCUUAUGGUCCAUUAUCCUGUAGAAGCAAUUCAGAAGGUUCCCUUUGCUGACUCCAAAAUGCAGCUUCUUGAAGCACAGAAAGCUGAAAUGCGGUGUCUUUUACCUAAACGCUUGCUGGCUCAUGGGUUUUUUCCAGCAGGCACAGCAAGUAAUGAUAGCAAUGGUAAGGGAAAAGCAGAGAAAAUUUGCAAUUUCAGUUGGAGUGGUCAGCGCAGGAUGCCGUCCUACAUAAAUAAGCUGGUCUUUCCUGAGGAAUUUUUGACUGCAUUGAGGACCAUAGCCAUGCAGGAAGAUGAGCUGUUCAAGGUUUCUUCGUUACUUGAAGAGGUUUCGUCAUUUAUGACCGGAGACAGGACAUGGUCUGAAGGGGUGAGGCAACCAACAGAUACAGAAGUUAGAACAGCAGUAUGGGAGGCUUGUGGAGAUUCUGGAGCUCUACAAUUGCUUUUUGAUCUUAUUCAAACUAAGAUGAUGGAUCUUGAAGAGAAUUCUGGAACAGAAGAUUGUGAUACCGAACUACUUGAAAAGUCCCAGGACGUGAAAAACAUAGAACAGUGUGAAAGCCCGGAAGCGGAUGGAUCCGGCCAUUACAAGUUCAUGAGCAGAAACAGGUGGUCAAGUAUUGUAUAUAGGAAAGGGCAAAAGCAACUCACCAGAUUAUUCCUGAAGGAGGCGGAGCAUGCCUUGCAAUUAUCCUUGGGCGAAGGAGAGUGA